This is a messenger RNA of Monoraphidium neglectum, 576 nucleotides long. RefSeq lists its product as hypothetical. Gene Ontology annotation, biological process: regulation of DNA-templated transcription. The record is from RefSeq and is a predicted model, not a curated record. Lineage: Eukaryota; Viridiplantae; Chlorophyta; Chlorophyceae; Sphaeropleales; Selenastraceae. Gene Ontology annotation, molecular function: DNA binding. The coding region runs from base 1 to 576 and encodes 191 amino acids. The transcript has 6 exons.
AUGGCCUUCUCCGUUAGGUUCAGCGGGCCAGUGGGCCAGUGCGCGGCGAGGAGCGGCAGCAUAGCCUCGCGGAGCACACCCGCGAGGCCCUGUCCGGUGGCUCGGGCCCAGAGUGGCGACAGCCCAAAUGUCGAUGACAUGCUGGCCGAGGCGAACGCGCUGCUCAACGCCGUCACCGGCGGCGACGCCGCCCCGAAACAGUACUACACGGCCGGUGUCCAGGAGUCGAUAGACGAGCUGACUGGUCUUGGCUUUGUUUGCGACGAGAGCGGCUGCGUGCUGGUGCUGCCCGCAGAGUCGACCGACGACGACGGCGCUGACGGCCUCAACACAUUGCUGGAGGGCCAGGGCUGGCGCCUGGGGGUGCUCGAGACCCCCGACGACGCCGGGUUCCCUGCCCUAGUGUCUGGCCCCAGCUGGAGCGUGCCCCUGGGCGCCAGCGAGCUGGGGGACCUGCUGUUCGUGCUGCAGCAGCUGCGGCUGGCGGUGUCGUCGCUGGCCGACCAGGGGCAGUGGCUGGCGGCGUCGGCGGAGCGGCCCAUCAGCCGCGCCAAGGCAAACAUUGAAUACAGCUAA